Molecule: messenger RNA, 5837 nt
Organism: Electrophorus electricus (electric eel)
Lineage: Eukaryota; Metazoa; Chordata; Actinopteri; Gymnotiformes; Gymnotidae
Source: RefSeq, a predicted model, not a curated record
UUUGAAGUGCAAAAUUACAUUUUUCAUAGUAUGUGCCAUGAGACAAAAUAAGGACGUCUUUGCGAAACAGUGACGACAACGGAAGUGACAUAACGGGAAUGUUUUUUGAUUAGGUGGGGGGAACGAAGUACAUAUAGAAAAUAUGGGAAGUAUCUGGAUUUGUUUCAGCGUUAUGCGUUAGCACGUAUGUAGGUUACUUCCACCUUGGCUAUAAGGGUCUUUAUGGCGGCUUCGGCACGUACCCGUGGCUUGUUAAUGCUCUAAAGCGUAAGGCGUAGCGGACGCGCGAUUCCGCGUAGUGCGUUUUGCUUGGCGACUGUUUUAUCAGGACAUCUGUCCCAAACUGGAACUUUAUAUGUGAAAGUGGACACCCGUCGUCCUUCUAAAGAUGUGCACCCCUUGCUGUUUGUCUCAGGUGAGUGGCAUACAUGCCCGCAUGUUAAGGUUAGUCGUUAAACGGAGGAUCAGGUCGAAGGGAAACCAGCGUGGUAGCUUCCUCUAGUUUGUCGUCGCUGUCAUUUUUUAAAAACCCAGUUUAACAAACUAUUUUAAGUGUUUGAGCGUGUAGUCAUUGUCAUUACAAAGAAAAGUGAGAAUAUUGUACAUAUUACGAAUGUAUAACGACCAGUCGCUUCAAAAGUUGUUUCUCCUUUGUUCAUAUGAAAGGAAAAUCGACUUGUUCAGUUGUUAGCAAAUAAGAUAUCAUUGUUCGUUAUUAUUGCAGUUUGUCAUUUACUGAACAACGCUGUCUUUUAGAAACUGUAAACGCUAAAUUAUUUUCUUUAGUGAUAUUUUUUAAUCUACGCGUACACGUAUGGUUCAGUUAUACUGGGGUGUCUGGGUACAGCGGCACCAUUACAUCAUUUAUUCCAAUACAGUCCAAUACAGUGUUCAUUGCUAUAUUGUUCUGCACUAUUUCUGAGAGCUUCAUUUUUGUUCUUCUUCGUCAACAGACAUACAUGUCGGGUUUUUUUCCUUCUUUCAUUGUUUACUGCUUACAGGAAACACCGCUAUUGUUUAAACGCAUUCAAACUUACGUAUUUAGUAAUAGAUUAAACGCAAUUAGGGAACAUUUUAGAGAACAUUCUCGGUUAAUCGGGGUAAAAAGAACAACAAAAGAUUUGUCAACAUAGUGUCGUGCACAUUCUCAGUGUGCUAAUUUCUGCUUUGAGUGGCCCACGUUUUCUUGUAACCCUCUUUUGUGUGCUGCGUGGUCCGGGGGUGCUCUUUUCAUUUUCUAGUUGGAUCCAUGAGGCUGCUUGUUUGCAUAAGAUUAGCACUGGAAAACAGAGCCGACCGCCUGUGUUGUAGCGGCGGCAGGGCUGUCUCAUUAGCGCUAAGCCUGUCAAGAGCCUCUGGCCCCACAGCCCUUGGUGAAUGUUUGAGUGAGGUCAGUGUGACUUUCUUAAAGUGCUAAAAACCUCACGAAUCACGGAUGUUUCCCGUCCAGGCACCUAGUUAGAGAAAUCCAGUGAUGACAUGCGCAAUAUGGUGUCCGCACGACUGCAUUCUUGCAAAAGUCUGGAUCAGCAUAACCUUUCCUUGUUGUCUUGAUGCUGUUCGUUUAAGGUUUUAUCUUCCUUUGAGUGUGAGCAGUCUAACUGGCUCGUCUCCCUCAUCUGUCUGCACUUGAGCCAAUCUGUGCCCAAGGCAGCUGGACUGCAUGAUGAUUCAGUGAUUAUAACCUGUUUAUAAAUGAGAGGUGUCUUGGACAAGUGGAACUCGAAUCUAUUGGAAAUGUAAGUCUUUGUUUUUGUUCUAAAAAUGGGAAUUUCAGAUAUUUUUGUAUAUAAUUGUAGUCUUCGUGAUCUAGGAAUUAACAUGGUCCUGUUCAUUGAGCAACAUUCCUGUGGUUUCAGGCCACUGCUGAUCUGUGUUGUGACUAGGAAGGUGUGAUGAAAUUCCAUGAAAUCCGUUUGCAUAUCUUGUUGGCAUGCUCUCUUUCUAACGUGUGUAUGUGUGAUUUAACCAGAGUGUAAGACUUUGCCUUCUACUUUUAUGCCUUGUAGUAGCAGCAGCAGUACAACUGUUUGAAGUAGAGCACUGAUGAUAGGUUGGCCUGUUGCUGUGGCUCGGAUGCCUGCUCACUGUGCUGUGGCUGCUGCCCCAAGAUCAGGCAGUCCACAGGGACACGCUUCAUGUACGCUCUCUACUUCAUGCUGGUCACCGUCACCUGUGUCGUCAUGAUGUCGCCCACCGUGGAGAUGGAAAUGCGUGAUCACAUUCCAUUCUACUCACAGAUGUGCAAAAAGCUGAAUGCUGGAGAGAACUGCAGUGAUCUGGUGGGCUACUCUGCUGUGUACAAAGUUUGUUUUGGCAUGGCCUGUUUCUUCUUCUUCUUCGCCGUGUUCACUGUCCGAAUACGGACCAGCACGGGUUGCCGGGCAGCCGUCCACAAUGGAUUCUGGUUCUUGAAGUUUGUGGUUUUGCUGGCUUGCUGUGCAGGAGGUUUCUUUCUACCAGACGAAAAGAAUUUUCUGGAAGUGUGGCGCUACGUGGGUGCUAUCGGCGGAUUCCUCUUCCUCCUCAUUCAGCUUAUGCUCCUUGUCCAGUUCGCUCACAGGUGGAACCAGAACUGGACGUCUGGUGUGGAGCAUAACAAGCUGUGGUAUGCGGCAUUGGCCCUGGUGACACUGGUGCUCUUCUCUGUGGCUGUGGGGGCCAUGGUCUUCAUGGCCAUGUUCUACACGCACGCAGAGGCCUGCUUCCUCAACAAGAUCUUCCUGGGCAUGAACUCGGGCCUGUGCGUCGUCAUCUCCAUGCUUGCAAUCUCGCCCUGCAUCCAGACAUUCCAGCCCACCUCGGGGCUGCUCCAGCCUGCCAUCAUCAGUGUCUACGCCAUGUACCUCACCUUCUCCGCCUUUGCCAGCAAGCCCAUUGAAAUGGUGCCGCAAGAUGGAGUGAACGUUACCGUUUGCGUCUUCCCUUUCAACUCGGGAUCGGAGAGUGACAACAAGAUCGUAACGGGCAUGGGGACAGCCAUUCUGUUCGGCUGCGUGCUUUACUCCUGUUUGACUUCUACCACCAAGAGGAGUUCAGCAGCUUUGCGAGUGUACAGAAAUUCUAUGCAAGAAAAUGAGAGAGCACGCUGCUGUUUUUGUUGCAGUGAUGAUGCAGAUGACUAUGAUGACGAGGAGAACACAGCAGGAGGGCAGAACGUUAUUUAUGACGAGAGAGAUGGCACGGUCUACAGCUAUGCCUACUUCCACUUUGUCUUCUUCCUCGGCUCCCUUUAUGUUAUGAUGACUGUCACAAACUGGUUCCAUUACGACAACGCUAAGAUCGAGCGACUGCUGGAAGGCAGCUGGUCAGUGUUCUGGAUAAAGAUGGCGUCCUGCUGGGUGUGUCUGUUUCUUUACAUGUGGACCCUGGUUGCUCCUAUGCUCUUCCCAAAGAGGUUUGAAGCAUAAAAAAAACUAAACAAAAACAAGGCCAAAUACAAACUUCCUCCACUGUUCUCCAACAUCCUGCAGAUGUUUUCUAUCACAAAUGUUUAAUUUUAUGUUCUUUUGUAAUGUUUUUUUUUUGUACAAGUUUUUGGCAGAAGAAAAGCUAUCUGAAGCCUUAAAGGCCAUGUUUUGUUUUUUUGUUUUUUUUUUUUUUUUGGUUUGUUUUUUUUUUCUAGACAAAUUCGAGAGCUUUGUUACAAUUGUGGAUUUUUAUGCCAAUUUAGUUACUUGACAGUAAGGAUAUGUUGUUCUUGUUGUUUUUCAUUUUUAUAAGAAAAAAACAUGAAGGUAAACAAAAACACUGCUCAGGCUUACGUCACCUAAAAGUGUCUUGCGUGGUACAUUUUACAUCCUUUGGUAGAUGAAGUAUUCUAUGCAAUUCAAGAAGAGCAUGUCUUCUGUUCCCAGAAUUUCAUUGUGACUUAUCUUUUUGUUCUUGUCUUUUCAUUCAGAUUUUUAUGGAACAGUUUUUUUUGUUUUUGUUUUUUCCAUAAGCAGACCAAAAUAGUAGUUUUAGCCCUGUAGACCAUUUAUAUCCAAAUGAAAUAAACCACUGUCCCUGAGCUAUAUAUACAAACAUAGGGGGCCAAUUUCUAUGCUUUUGCAUACAAAUAAGUCAUAAUAAAACCGUUGUUUGAAGGGAAGAGCAUACAUUCCUGCAGCUCACUCUUCUGAUCUCAGACUUGGAGAACAUUAGAGAAUCUUGGAGAAAGUUAGAGAAUGUGGACUUCUGGAGAAUGUUGUUGACAUCAAGAAGGAAAAAUGUUACCAACCUGUUCUAAGGCUACUUCUCAUCGGCCAGUUUAGGUGUAAGAUUUUCUAAGGAUUUGUUUUUUGUUUUUUUGUUGUUGUCUUUAUACAUGUGAAGUGCAGGAAAAAAAAGUGAUGAAGCUUGCAGGGAAGGAGUUUGUUGAGCACCGUCGCUCGGAUCUUUGGUCUGGGUCUUUUUCAGUUUUUAACUGCAGUGUUUGUACUACCACAGUUAGCAUGGAAAUGUCACUGUUUUACAUGCCUUGAUUGUUACAACGUAUAUGAAGAGAAUUGGCUCACACUCAUGCCCAAGACUUGCCAACAUCUGUUUGUCAAAUCAUUGUAUUUAUGAUCAAUUUUACUACAAUAUACCUUUUAUACUGAAACAAUAUUACACUGCUCUGUAGAGUUGGUUUAAUUAUAAUGCCCCUAAUUUGUGAAGUUUUGUCACUUGAUUGAGUGUUAGCAAAUUAACAUGGAAACUGUUCAAACAAAUUUGUUAAAGCUGUGCUUACUUUCUGAAUAUAGUUUCCAAAUGUGUUUUUCAGCCUAUAUUAGAUAUGUAGCAUUUGUACUAGAAUCCCAGUUUUUUGUAGGGUGUGUCUUAACGUUUCAUGGUAAAACAUUUGUGCAGUGAAAUUUAGAACUGGAAUAUUAUGUUUAGGGGUAUGUCCUGUGGUUUUGUAAUAUUCCAAAAGAAGCCCUCUUUUGUUUGCUUUUUGGUGAAUAAAGGUGUUUUGCAUUGAUUACAUGAGCCAUUUAGUCAAAAUACCAUCAGAACAGGAUCUGGAUAUUGGGUAUCAGCACUGCCUGUAACAGUCAAACUGCAGUAAAGAUUUCUGUUCUCGUGCUGUUUACCUUCAACAAAAUGUGUCAAAUCUGCUAACAGUGCCAAGUAGUUGACAGUGUGAGCUAAUACCUUUUUCCCAGGUAAACCUGCAAAACACUUGUGUUCUACAUAGAUGUAAACUAAUUAAGCUAAAGAAAAGGGUCAACGCAAGUUAAAGCUCCCCAAAUGCAACUUGCUCCCUCGUAUCCUUAAACUGGUUCCUCUGUGUUCUUGUUCUGUGACUUGCGUGAGUCAGAAUGUGCUGCAGUACUACUGGGUGGCUAGAGCUUCAGGUUUCAGAGAGACAGGUGCUGCACUCACUGUAACAACAUGCUGAGUUGAAGCAUAGUCCUUUUCUUUCUACGUUUGUGAAAACCCUGGUUCUCUCUCUCACGUCACACCAUCUGCAUCUAGAUGAAGCAUAACUUCUUAAACAGAAUAUGAAGACUGAAACAUUAGUGUAUAGUGUCCAUUUUAAAGAUGACCACUAGGUGUGUUUACAAAGAGUUCUAAUUUUUGUUUUGUUCUUACUAAUUUUGCAUGUCAAAUUUAUUACCCUUCCAAAAAGUGCAUAUGUUUAUAAAUAUGAUAUGUUUACAGAAACAUUACCUUAAUUUUGAUAUACCAUUUAUGUUCUACAUUUCUUACCUUUUAUGAUGUAUUUCUCUGAAAGAAGGUGGACAUGAGCCUGAGAUAAAAACUUGUAUUUGAAACAAAGUUGACUUUUUGAGGGUUUUUUUUUUUUUUUUUAAUUCAUUCUUUCAAUAAAAAAGAUGAGAAGUUACAAAAAUAAAAGGUAUGUUCAUUCA